UGGAUUUAAAUCCAAGUCCCCCAGAUUUGUUCCACCCUUCCCUGCCGGAUGCCGACGUCAACUCUUCACAGCAUGGAGCCUGGCGUUGCACCUAUCACAACAAAGAGAUUAGAGCAGAGAGAGGUGCCAUGUCCAAGAGAGCUUCGUCCCACAAACUUUUCCCUGUUCUGCUGAUGGUAGGAUGGAUCACUGGCUGCACAGCAGUUGUCUACUUUGUCUUCAUUUUUGUUUGGAAAAAAGGAGCACGAGGAAGAAAUUGAAUUCACCACUGAAUGAAGUUCUUCCAGGGGACACAGGGACGAAAAGUUCAUCUCUAUAUUUUGAUAUUAAUUUUCUUUAAGAUACAUUCUGGCAGCUGUUUUGACAGACGUGGGAAUACUGUUAUAAAAGUGAGCAAUGGAUUGCAGUGGAUAUCUGCCAUGGUCCAGUGAUAAUGAUGUC
This is a messenger RNA of Epinephelus moara (kelp grouper), 441 nucleotides long. Its product is annotated as sarcoplasmic/endoplasmic reticulum calcium ATPase regulator DWORF-like. Lineage: Eukaryota; Metazoa; Chordata; Actinopteri; Perciformes; Serranidae. The transcript has 3 exons. Bases 129 to 260 code for a protein of 43 amino acids. The record is from RefSeq and is a predicted model, not a curated record.